This is a messenger RNA of Boleophthalmus pectinirostris (great blue-spotted mudskipper), 2232 nucleotides long. RefSeq names its product mucin-2-like. NCBI's taxonomy places the organism in Eukaryota, Metazoa, Chordata, Actinopteri, Gobiiformes, Gobiidae. The record is from RefSeq and is a predicted model, not a curated record.
ACAACCACUCCAACAACAACCACGACACCCGCUGCAACAACAACCACGACAGCCGCUGCAACAACAACCACGACAGCCCCUCCAACAACAACCACGACAGCCCCUCCAACAACAACCACUACAGCCGCUGCAACAACAACCACGACAGCCACUCCAACAACAACCACGACAGCCCCUCCAACAACAACCACGACACCCGCUGCAACAACAACCACGACAGCCGCUGCAACAACAACCACGACAGCCGCUGCAACAACAACCACGACAGCCCCUCCAACAACAACCACUACAGCCGCUGCAACAACAACCACGACAGCCGCUACAACAACAACCACGACAGCCGCUACAACAACAACCAUGACAGCCGCUGCAACAACAAUCACGACAGCCCCUCCAACAACAACCACGACAGUCCCUCCAACAACAACCACGACAGCCGCUGCGACAAAAACCACGAUAGCCACUGCAACAACAACCACGUCAGCACCUCCAACAACAACCACGACAACCACACCAACAACAACCACAUCUGCCCAAACAUCUACGACAGCCGCUCCAACAACAACCACGACGGUAGAUCCAACAACCACACUUCCACCCACCACCACCACACCUCCUACAACAACCACCCCUCCACCCACCACCACACCGCCUCCAACAACAACCACACCUCCACCCACCACCACCACACUGCCUCCAACAACAACCACACCUCCAACCUCCACCACCACCACCACACCGCCUCCAACAACUACCCCUCCACCCACCACCACACCGCCUCCAACAACAACCACUUCUCCAACCUCCACCACCACCACACCGCCUCCAACAACUACCCCUCCACCCACCACCACCACACCGCCUCCAACAACUACCCCUCCAACCUCCACCACCACACCGCCUCCAACAACAACCACACCUCCAACCUCCACCACCACCACACCGCCUCCAACAACAACCACACCUCCAACCUCCACCACCACCACACCGCCUCCAACAACAACCACCCCUCCACCCACCACCACCACACCGCCUCCAACAACAACUACCCCUCCACCCACCACCACCACACUGCCUCCAACAACAACUACCCCUCCACCCACCACCACCACACCGCCUCCUCCAACAACUACCCCUCCACCCACCACCACCACACCGCCUCCAACAACAACUACCCCUCCACCCACCACCACCACACCGCCUCCAACAACAACCACACCUCCAACCUCCACCACCACCACACCGCCUCCAACAACAACCACACCUCCAACCUCCACCACCACCACACCGCCUCCAACAACAACUACCCCUCCACCCACCACCACCACACCGCCUCCAACAACAACUACCCCUCCACCCACCACCACCACACCGCCUCCAACAACAACCACACCUCCAACCUCCACCACCACACCGCCUCCAACAACAACUACCCCUCCACCCACCACCACCACACCGCCUCCAACAACAACCACACCUCCAACCUCCACCACCACCACACCGCCUCCAACAACAACCACACCUCCAACCUCCACCACCACCACACCGCCUCCAACAACAACCACACCUCCAACCUCCACCACCACCACACCACCUCCAACAACAACCACACCCCACCCCACCACCACCACACCGCCUCCAACAACAACCACACCUCCAACCUCCACCACCACCACACCGCCUCCAAUAACAACUACCCCUCCAACCACCACCACCACCACACCGCCUCCAACAACCACCCCUCCACCCACCACCACCACACCGCCUCCAACAACAACUACCCCUCCACCCACCACCACCACACCUCCAACCUCCACCACCACCACACCUCCUCCAACAACAACCACACCUCCAACCUCCACCACCACCACACCGCCUCCAACAACAACUACCCCUCCCAGCUCCAACAACAACCAUGACAGCAACUCCAACAUCCACGACCACACCUCCAACAACAACGACAACAGCCGCUCUUCCAACAACCUCAACUUCCACUUAGCUUCAGCAGAAAUCAUCCCCACACCUGUAACAACAACCACCAACAUGCCCCCAACAACAACCACCACAGCUCCACCCAUCACUAGCCCACCUCCAAGAAUCACCAGUGUAACAACCACACCACUACCUGCCACUACCCAACCUCCAACUAUCACCGAUGUAACAAUCACCACCACACCUCCACGCACCUCUAACAACCACAGCUCCCAACAACCAGCACCACCACAUCUCUAA